AUGCAGAAGCCUGGACGAGUUUAUGAACCCUAUGGACAAUCGAUGGGAGCACACUCAUCUUUCCACCCGGACUAUGCCAGUAACGCGUGCCUGUCCACUUCAUCAAAACCGACUACAGGAAAAUCCUUUACAAUCGAUGCACUGCUGGCAAGGCCUGACCAUACGGAGAGAGACAGGACAAGUCUCCAUCGGAACAUAAUUAAUCAACCACCAGUCUCGAGCACUGCGGUCCCAUUUGCGGCACAAAUGUUCUCGCAAAUUCCACACUUUGCAUAUAACCAGGGUAUUAUGCAUACUCAGCCUGGGUAUCCCGUCUUCUGCUACCCGCCUUACAACUACCAGACAACAUGUCGUGGAGCUGUGUACGCACAAGAUGCAGUACUGGCAAAAGCAGGAGUCCACUCUCACUAUAAACACAAAGCAGGAAAAUCCAAAAGAAUGCGCACAAGUUUUACUAACGAACAGCUGUCCAGAUUGGAGAAAGAAUUUGCGCGCCAGCAGUAUAUGGUUGGUUCUGAGCGUUUCCUCUUGGCCUCUGCUCUCCAGCUCACCGAAGCACAGGUCAAAGUUUGGUUCCAGAACAGACGCAUAAAGUGGAGAAAACAGAGUCUUGAGCAGCAGCAAGCCAAACUAGCCAAACUUGGACUGGCUGUGCAGCCCAAAAGCCCCGGAUCUCAGGGCAGAGAGGACGAGGAGAGAGAUUUCACAGAAGAGUCUGAUGUCGACAUUGACAUCGACGAUUCACUUCGAGACUAA
Molecule: messenger RNA, 756 nt
Organism: Xyrauchen texanus (razorback sucker)
Lineage: Eukaryota; Metazoa; Chordata; Actinopteri; Cypriniformes; Catostomidae
Product: homeobox protein not2-like
Exons: 3
Coding region: 1-756 (251 amino acids)
Biological process (GO): regulation of DNA-templated transcription; central nervous system development; neuron differentiation
Molecular function (GO): DNA-binding transcription factor activity, RNA polymerase II-specific; DNA binding
Source: RefSeq, a predicted model, not a curated record